AUGCCUAUCCGAUCUCAGUCGCGCAUUACAACCGCCUGCAACUCUUGUCGCCUGCGUAAACAAAAGUGUAGUGGAAACAGGCCAAAGUGCAUACAGUGUCUCGAUCAUGGGAGAAACUGCGAUUGGCCCGAGCAGCUGAAGCGAGGACCCGCAAAAGGCUACAUCGAAGCCCUCGAGCGCCGCCUCCAUGAAACCGAGAAUAUCCUCUUAGGGCUUCUGGAGCAGGUUUCUGAUUCCCAGCUCGCAGGCAUCCCACAUCCCACGGCGCAGCUCCGGUCGGGGAAACGGGGCACCGAGUACUGGGGCUUAUUUCCGCUACGAUCUGUGCAAGAGAUCCGGUCGUGGCAGGAGGACUGCCAGCGAUCAGCUCCAGAGCAUGGUUCUACUUCUACUUCCACGCCUAAUCUUGAUCAACCGGAGUUCAUUACUCCUGCUGCUGUAGAUGCACCUGUGACGCAGGAACAGUCGCAAGGGCUGCAGGCGCAGGAGAGCCCGGAACCGCAACCGAGCGUGAGUGCGUGGAGUGGAGCUCCCUCGGCCAACUUCCAGCAACGGUUUCUGUGGUAG
Messenger RNA from Aspergillus puulaauensis, 567 nucleotides. Its product is annotated as Zn(II)2Cys6 transcription factor domain-containing protein. NCBI's taxonomy places the organism in Eukaryota, Fungi, Ascomycota, Eurotiomycetes, Eurotiales, Aspergillaceae. Gene Ontology annotation, molecular function: DNA-binding transcription factor activity, RNA polymerase II-specific; zinc ion binding. The transcript has 4 exons. Gene Ontology annotation, biological process: regulation of DNA-templated transcription. Bases 1 to 567 code for a protein of 188 amino acids. The record is from RefSeq and is a predicted model, not a curated record.